Molecule: messenger RNA, 753 nt
Organism: Ectocarpus sp. CCAP 1310/34
Lineage: Eukaryota; Phaeophyceae; Ectocarpales; Ectocarpaceae
Source: the annotation of a GenBank genome assembly
AUGAUCGACGAGAAGCACCGGCUGCUCGCGCACGGCCGGAAGCUCACCAAGGAAGACACCCGCAAGUUCAUGAAGAAAUACCAGAGCAAGCGGAGCUCGGUCGACCCCGACAACGCAAGGUCGAGCUUGCGCGGCCUGUACAACGGGCUCAUCACGAGCUUCACGGCUUCGACCUACCAGACGGCGGGACAGAUCGCUCUCGGUCUACACGUCGGCACGCUACUCAAGACACAUUUGCUGGAUCUAUUCGGACCCAUGGUUGACCCCAUCGGGUACCGCCUGGAUCUCACCACCUACUACGAUGAAGAGGAGAUUCCGUACAUGGGGAACGCCAACGCAAUGGACGGACCACAUAACCUGGCAAUGAACAUCUUCUGCUACGCCCUGGUGUUCGUCGUUAUCCGUGCCCAUCCGCCUCUUUCCCUCAAGAUGGCCAUGAUCUACUUCGGUGCCCGUGUCGUGACGGACUACCUCGUCAUGGUCGCAGAACCCAUACGCAGGAAACUUGGUCUCAUGACUGCAGUGCACACGCCAUGGAGCGGCCUGAUCCAAGCUGGCUUGACGGUGCUGGGAUUUAGUUACCACCGACACACUCUGCACACCGCAAGCGUUACUGGCUUUCAUCCCCUAGUGGUGGGACCUGGGGCAGUGGGACUAGUGGAACCUUUGGUGCGAGUUGCCGUCUGGGUGAGCGAGGUCUUGCACAGAAUCGAGUUCUUCACGGUCAACUUCGUCGCGUCACGCGGCAAGUAG